Messenger RNA from Acromyrmex echinatior (Panamanian leafcutter ant), 2758 nucleotides. RefSeq names its product neuronal Synaptobrevin (gene nSyb). Gene Ontology annotation, biological process: vesicle-mediated transport. The record is from RefSeq and is a predicted model, not a curated record. NCBI's taxonomy places the organism in Eukaryota, Metazoa, Arthropoda, Insecta, Hymenoptera, Formicidae. Gene Ontology annotation, cellular component: membrane.
GGCGUGCCUCCUGGAAAUUUUAUCAAUACCGCGGCGGCCAUCUAGUCUUGCUGGCAGUUGCUCGCGAAAAGUUACGCGCCGAACGCCAAACGAUCGACCGGGGGUGUCGCCGAGCAAGCCGAUCGACAAAUCGACGAGGAUUAUCGGAACAAGAAGAGCCCGAGGCGAUCGACUACGAGCAGCAUGGCUACGGAGGGUGGUUUAGCACCGGAUGCAGCUGCAGGUGCAGGCGCCGGCACCGACGGCAUCGUCGGUGGCCCCAGAACGCCCCAGCAAAUUGCCUCGCAGAAGCGGCUGCAGGCGACGCAAGCGCAAGUCGACGAAGUCGUCGACAUCAUGAAGACAAAUGUGGAGAAGGUCCUCGAGCGCGAUCAAAAGCUCUCCGAGCUCGACGAUCGAGCAGAUGCACUUCAACAAGGAGCGUCACAGUUUGAACAACAAGCAGGAAAAUUGAAGAGAAAGUUCUGGCUACAGAAUCUAAAAAUGAUGAUCAUUAUGGGUGUAAUCGGACUCAUUGUACUGGCCAUCAUUGUCGCGAGCGUCACCGGCGGCAGCAAUACGCAAAAUUGAACGCGAGAGUAAGAGCUAAAGUAAAAUAACGUAACAACUACAGCAACAAUAAAAAGAAAGGUAAAAGGAGAAGAGGAGGAACAAGAAUGAGAAAAGAAGGAAGAAAACGGCGGCUGAGAAAUUUCCGAAGAGGAGAUGGUUUUUAGAGGGAUAGAUCUCGCAAGAUGGAAAUUGUGAUGAGCCGUUGACGAGCUCUGCCGGAGUUCUCCGCGAACGUAAUCGUCGGAUCGAUCGCGCGCGGGAAUCAAUCGAUCGAUGGUCGGCCUUGGGAUUCAUCGUGGGAAAGGAGGAAGGAUGACGGCGGAUGAUCGGAAGCAGGAAACGUUGAUCCGAGCGGGAACAACGAAGAGAGCCGUCGCGACGACCACGGAACUUUCCUGUUAUCCUUCGUAGCGUUUUUUUUUUCCUUUUCCGGAUCGAGUAGAGGAAGUCGAGGGAUCCACGCCGAACCGGCACGCUCUCCAUAUCUCGCAUGGACGAAGGUUGCGUCGACGAUAAUAACACGUGCGAAAUUCCGCUGAUUUCUCGAUCAUUAUUUCAUUGCGUUAUUACUUUAGAUUAUCGUUUAAUAUAAUUGUACGUAAAAUUUCAUUCUUACCACGCUCUUUUCGCAAUAGUACGUUAUUUUGAGGAACGUUAAUUCAUAUCUUAAGUUUCGGCGAAUGUGAAAUUAAAUUGAAAAUACACAGAUCUUAACGGAUUUAAGAUAUCUUAGAUCUAUCUUAGGUCUUAGUCUAAGUCGGAGAUUUUGUUAGAUAAACGGAAUUAAAACUGAUCCUAUUAAAAUCUCACGAUGAGAUGAUCUAAACGCAGCUGAUUGAUAAGACGAGAUACGUGCAUCGCGCUUUCCUUCGUCCAUCUUCGUUAAUUAAGAUUGUCCGAAAAAAGUUAGAAAAAAUGAGAAAUACAGAAACAAAUGGUUAUUGUAAACAAAGAAGCGAAAAGUUCGUGAGAAAAGAGGGAAAAUUCGAUAUAGCAGCGACACAUAAUACUUAAAUAUAUAGGAAAUAUAUAUAUAUGAAAAAAAAAAUAUAUAUAUAUAUGUAUAGAAAGAAAAAGAUAAAGAAAGACAGGGUGUCCGUAAAAACCUCCAUCAUGUAAAACCUCUCCGACGAAGGCAGUUGCUGUAGUACAUACGCGACGCGUUCAUGAUGUAUAUCGAGACAUUUACUUUAUAGACAUAAAUGUAAAUCACGCAAACUGUAAAUAAUAUAUCAUUUGUCUCUCACACGCCAUUUAUCGGAUUCAAUCCGCUCCAAUUAUAUAUUGAAAAGAAUCACUUGUGUCCUUUAAUUAUUCCUUUGUCUUGCAUCUUGCUUUUUGCUUUUCGCGAAUUGUAAUGGAAAAGAAAAAAAUCGAUGGAUAGGGAAGAACGGAAUAGGAGGGAGAGAAGCAAAAGAAAAAGAGGGAGAGGAAAAGAAAUAAUAGUGACAAUCGCCUGCCUUCGUCGAAGACGGCGAUUAACGUUUUCGAGCAGCCUGUGUACAGUAAAUUUAAGAAAUAAUAAAGAAUGGGAAAGAAAAGAGAAGGAGAAAUGAAAAGGGGAGAGGAGACGAAGGGGGUGGAAAAGAAAGCCUUGUUGUAGGGAGGCGCAGCAGCUAUAAGUAACGUUUUAUGGCUUUAAAGAUGAAUUAUCUACAAGAUGUUAUGUAUACAUGUUAAUAAUAACGAUUACGAUGAUGAUAAUAAUGGUAAUAUUAAUAAUAAUUAUAAUAAAAACGACGGAGAGGGGGUUGCUUUACCCACUUCGCGGAUGCGAUCGCGCCGAGAAAGAAAGAAACUCUUGUCAUCUCGAUUCGAGAAUAUCCGAGGGUAAGGUUCCAUCCUCGAUCAUCUUCUUAUCGUUCAUCCGCGAGAUAAGACGUUUAUUAGCGACAAGGGUAUAUUGCGCCCGACACGCAGAUUAUUCGUCGACGAAGAUCGUCGUCGAUCUCCGACGAUCCUAUCCGGUCCCUUUUCUUCUUCCGUUCGAUCCUUACUGACUUCGGUGCUGCUGCUGCUGCUAUCGCUGCUGCUGCUGCUGCUGCUGAUUCAGCAAUAAUAUCGAGAGACGAAAAUUAACCAUCGUCCGCGAUCCUCCUCAAUUAUUCCUCCCUUCGAUCCCACUCCGACGCGCGAUAUUUGUGGAUAUGCCUGCAGGCGCCAUUCCGUCGCGACUUUCGGACGCGACGAAAUUCACCAAGAGAAA